Molecule: messenger RNA, 1158 nt
Organism: Marmota flaviventris (yellow-bellied marmot)
Lineage: Eukaryota; Metazoa; Chordata; Mammalia; Rodentia; Sciuridae
Gene: Duxb
Product: double homeobox B
Biological process (GO): regulation of transcription by RNA polymerase II
Cellular component (GO): nucleus
Molecular function (GO): DNA-binding transcription factor activity, RNA polymerase II-specific; RNA polymerase II transcription regulatory region sequence-specific DNA binding
Source: RefSeq, a predicted model, not a curated record
UGGACCUUUUCCCAGACAUCUCUUCUCCCGCAACCUCUCUGGGUGGCCUAUCCGGGGCUCUUCUGAGGCAUCCACUUUGGAUACCUGGUGGCAAGAGAGGAUGGUCUACAACCAGAGCCAAAGGAAAGCCCUGCAGGCGUGUUUUGAACAAAACCCUCACCCUAAUAAAGCUACCAGGGAACAACUGGCCAAGGAAAUUGAUAUUCCAGAAUCUAAAAUUCGGACUUGGUUUAGAAACCGAAGAAGCAGACAGAGAAAAUUGGAGUCUGCAUGCUCCUUAGGAAAAGACCCAAUCCAGGGACAUAACCAGUCUCAGUUACAGAUGCAAGAAUGGUUAACAAAAGAAGCCAAGCAAGACCACAUACCCCUCGCAAGAACUCAAAGAAGGACCCUAGUUCAAGCCUUUGAGAGGAACCAAGUCCCUGAUGUUGCUACCAGGGAAAAACUGGCUAAACCAGCAGACAUUCAGGAAUUGCAGAUUCAGGACCAAAGAUAUCUGGACCCUGACUGGAGCAGAAAGGAGCCCAAAAAUUUCUUGGUAGAUGACACAAAUGGGAGACCAGAUCUGACUAAUCAACUGCAGGAAACAGAUCUGUUUAUACACCCAGAUGGGAGUUAUUAUCUGCCUUCUUCUGAUUCCUUCCCUGACAACCAAACAGUUUCACCUACUCCUCUUCUGUCCUCUGGGAUCAUGCAGCCCACCCAAGCUGUGCAGAGAGGAGAGAACUCUGACCUGCCUCUCACUUUUAUGAAUCACCUGCCAGAACUGCUGACUCCAAGAGGGGACAUCUCGGAUACUCGGGUUCCUUUCUGGAUCCAAUUCCAAGAAGAAUACCAAAAUCACAAAGAACAAACUGGCAUAGGAGUCAUACCAUUGAAGGACCAUUCUCAACCUAAUCCUGAGAACAAGAAACCACAGGGUCUGGGUCCCAUUGACAUAUCUUAUGUCAUGCAGUGGUGGGACCAGGGCCGCCAAGCUCUGAUUGAGGAAUGGGAACCACUUGAAGAGAUACAGUGAGACAGAUGUGUGGCCAACUGCAAGGUCAGCUGGAGAGUCAUCUCAUCUGCUCUACCAACUGCACCAGCAAUAUGUAGAAACCUCGAGUCUUUAGAUGAACUCCUGUCAUCUAUAGAAUCUCAGUAAAUUAUUUUCUUUUC